Molecule: messenger RNA, 3078 nt
Organism: Amoebophrya sp. A120
Lineage: Eukaryota; Dinophyceae; Syndiniales; Amoebophryaceae
Source: the annotation of a GenBank genome assembly
AUGGGCGGGUUGUGGCAGCGUCAAGAUCAUUUGAUGCAGGACAUCGAGAAGUACAACAACGAUGUCGUGGUUGCUCCCAGCAACCUGCCCGAAAUUAUUUUUUCCCAGAGCUCGUCGCGCCUGCUAAACCUGAAGCCCGAUCUCGUAUUGAAGCGAGGGUAUUUAUCUGCAUUCCUGGACGCGACUGUGGAUCAGUCGGGUUUUUCCGUACCGGCGAAGUCCCACGUGCCAAACUCUUCCAGCGGUCCACCUCGCGGAAUCGAAAACAAGAAAAGUAUUGGUGUGAUGAAAAAUAGUUUUGGUGCAGCCAACCCAACCACAAGACGUACAACUUCUACUCCGACGGCGGGGACGAGUGCAGCUGCUACGACGCCAGCUGCAUCGUGGAAGAACGGCCCUUCUCUGUCCACCAAAUCGAAAUCCUCCUCCUCCUUCGCGAAUGAGACUGGGCAAGGAGAAAACGAACCAGAAGAUGAAAUCGCGAAGCACAUACCGGUAUGGAUUGCAAAAAUGUCUGGGUCUAGAAGAUUGCAACUUGUGAUGCUAAAUCCGAAUCAUGAAAAAUCUGUGUUGCAUGAGUGCCAAAAGCUAUCCCCUUUCGACCAAGUUGGGAAGGAGUUUCUCAUGCAGGAGAGGCAUGACAGAGACCUCACAGAGUCUGUUAUGCUAGCCCCCGCAUUCCAAAACUUAAGGGUCAUGGAAAACCUGCAUGACAAGCUUACAAUCUUCCAGACCCAGACAUUUUUGCAAUGCAUAACCGGUCUUGCAGGAAGUGAGCAAGCACCUGGCGAAGGUGAUGCAAGCGGUUGAGAAUUACAAUGAAGUGCGGAAGAGUCAUUUGAAGAGCUACCAGGAGCUAAUGCAGAACGUGGAAAGUGGAAAGCACAAAAUAUGCCACGGAGAAGAUCAUGAAGUUGUGUUGAUGAGACCAGGUUGAUCUUGAUGGCAGCAAAAAUGAACAUGCUUGCAUGAUUUUUGAGAUUGAGUACUUCGGUUCUCUUCCAAAGACACUACACCAUCUGGUUGUAAAUUCCUCCAGAUGAAGGAUCAUUGUCUACUUCGCUGCGCAUGAUCCAGAUCGUUUGCAUGACCUUGACCAGCUGGUUUAUUAAUACAACGUUGCUUCAUGACUUUUUGUUUUUUCCAGCAUUCAAGCCGAAGUUGAAGUGGCAAGAGAAGGUGGUUGAAAAUGAUAAUGUGGACAAGUCCGGGGAAAGUGACAGUGAAGAGAAGGGUGUUGAGAAGAUAAAAGCGGACGUCGAGCAGCAAAAGGACGGGAAACAGGAGGGAAACACGGACACGGACCAGCAAGCAGAAAAAAAAACCGCAGAGGAGGACACCAACAAGGACGACAACAAGUCGGGUGCAGAAGGAGCUAGCGAGAAACCCACCGAAGAAGAGAAAGCAGCUGCAGCUACGGAGGACGCGCCCGCGGCCGGUGACGAGAAGUUUGCAAAUGGCGAACCGGAGAAGGAUGAGGCGGGGGGCAAAGUUGCGACAGAUACGACUGCCCCGGGGAGCGAAAGUGGAGCAGCCGCUGAAGCGGACGGGAAAAAUGAAACCGAGCAGGAGGUACUCUUCAGCGUGCUCGAAAUCAGCAGAAACAGGGUUCUCCAGAAUAAACCCGGUGGCUUUACUUCCUCGUCUGGCCCUGCUGUCUCGACAUCUUCCGCUUCUACCACUUUGCCAGGUCGGUCUUCCUCCUCCUUCGCACAGGCUGCACUGAGUCGUCGCGAAAGGCAGCACGCUCUUCCGGACAUAACGGCUCCAAGAGCAAGAAAGCCUUUUGCAAUACCGAAGCAGGACGCAGCAGCAAUGUUUCUCCAGGCGGCCAGCACGAAGAACACGAUCCCGGCGACAAUUUCUUCGUCGAAAACUACCGUUGUUCCCCAACUGCUCGGUCGGGCGCUUAUCGACGCGGGACUCGAACAAAACCGCGAGAAGACGUCGUACAUGUUCGGGGGUUUGUCAUGGCACGACAUAAAGAAUAGCAUACGACAUCACUUAAACAUUCACUUUCACAAUGCCGACGAGAACAAGGAAAGCGAUGAGGCCCACGUGCAGGAUGUCUGGGAAAAAGAUCCCGAUGGCGGCUACGAAGACUAUCGUACGGAAAAAGUGCUGAGAGCCAAGAAUACGCAGCAUAUUUCAUCGCACUACAGCACUUACAGAUUUGGUCUGCAUGACAAGACAGCUUUGCGAAACAGGGAGCCUAGUAGGCAGUGUCAUGCUUGUUUUCACUACUUAAGUAGAUGAUCUCUUGCAAUAAGUAGAAAUACUUCAGCACUUUUUUCUCUGUAUACACAUCCGAACGAGGACAAUAUCGUGACCAACGUCGACAUUGACGAGAAUUUGGUUGAUGCAGCGAUUAUGGGAAGAGGACUUUUGGUUGCCUGCGUAGAGGUCAUUUUGUAAAUGCAAUUCGGUCAUGAUCACGCUUGUACUCAUGCAGAUAGAGUAGGCUGAGGCAUAGAUUCUUGAUGCAAGUCCAAAGACUAGGACGGAGUCAACCAUGUUCACUCACAUCAACGUCGUAGUACUGAGUUCUUGGAUCACCCCUGUAGUAAGUCAGUAGCCAAGCACGACGCAUGACAGUGACAACAAGCCUUCUUCCCCUCCACAAAAAAGGCACGGAAAGCGUUUCAACAGAUGGAAGCGGCGGUGAAGACACUGAAGGGAGAUAUUUAUCGUUUGCAAACUUAGUACCUGAGGAACCAAACCAAGUGUCGCGAACUUGUCAUGCAGGUUCUCGCAGUCACAAUAUGCCUUUGUCAUGCAAAACUCGCUCUGCUGUCCAGCAUGAUCAUGACUCGCACACGUAGUCAGUACUAGUUUCCACAGUUUUUAAAGACGCGGUCUGGGUUACUCAGGCUUCUGCAAGGACGAUACUUGUUCGAAGAUCAGCGAGACCAUUCAGAAAGAGUGAGGAGAUGAAAAGAGCAUCAUCCACCAGGCACAGGAGACCGAUAACAAACAUACAAAGAUCAAUUUCGACAGGUUUGUGUGCAACAAGUCAUCUUCUGAACGAUGUGACCACGACUGCUGACGAGACCGUGCUGUGCCCCGUCCGGAUCCGAU